GCCUACAGUCAUUUUCCAGUGAACUAUUACUGUCCUCUCAAGCUCUUCCGUGUUCAGUCAAGAGGACUUGUCACGCCACUUCUUACGCAACAGCCCUAAAGAAGGAGAUCAAACGUUGUUUGUUUUGUUGGUAAAUUGCCUUUACAUUUCUUACAGGCUACAUUUGAAUCUGUCAGUGGGGAAUCAUCACAUCAAUGGGGUUAAAGAAGAUAAAGACUGAGUUUCUUCGCUGUGAGAGGGAAAAAGAAGGAUUUUGGCCGGGAUGCGUGACGAAUCUCUCUGAAAGUCAGUGGGACCUGGACAUCAGAGAAGACAGAUAGCUCAAAGAAGAAAUGUUGGAUGAAGAUAUCUCAUUAUAUAGAUGCUGUCGAAUUCCUCGGCCAAAUCAAAAAGAUUGUGUCGGAAAAUCGCGACAACAAGAUACCUCUUGCAAAGCCGAAAAGUUCCAAGUUGAGAAUCGGGGGUCUGGAGGACACUGUUCACGCUGGAGAUGGUGAACAGUUAGAAGUUUGGAAAGACUGCUACCUUCCAAAGAGAAUGGAGAUGGUGGUCAUUGGUGCCCUGGAUGACUUCCGCUGUUCGGCAGCAGGAUGGCAGCUGGUCCUCCUGUUAUGUGAAGAUGGCAAUGUCUACGCCUACGAGUUUGAAGUUCUACACCUUGUUGCCAGAAGCUUGGAGGAUCUCUUUAAAUCUGGAGCAGAGUUCCCAGGACUGGAGAAACACAGAUUUGGAGAAUGCUUUGAGGAAUUGACUGAGGAAGAGAUGAAGAAAGAGAUGCAAUGUGUUGAAAUAAAGAAAAUCAAUGACGAGCAUAUUCAGUUCCGAAGAAGUUUGGAGAUUGAGAUACUGAGGAAUCUCAAAGCAAUCAGUCAAUCUGAGCCAACCUUUCAACCCAACAAAGUGGUUAGCCAAGUCGGACCGAAUAUUCAAGGCCUUCAAAGGAAGGACAACAAAGGAAGCAGGACAACUUCAAUGGCUCAGACACAAGAGGAUUACAAUCCUCACAAGAGGAUUACAAAAAGAAAUCCAGCCCCGUCGCGGACCAGGAUGCCUUGCUCCAAGACAUACUAAAUAACGUCUUUG
Messenger RNA from Oncorhynchus keta (chum salmon), 1083 nucleotides. RefSeq lists its product as uncharacterized. NCBI's taxonomy places the organism in Eukaryota, Metazoa, Chordata, Actinopteri, Salmoniformes, Salmonidae. Bases 340 to 1071 code for a protein of 243 amino acids. The transcript is spliced from 7 exons. The record is from RefSeq and is a predicted model, not a curated record.